Molecule: messenger RNA, 3812 nt
Organism: Poecilia latipinna (sailfin molly)
Lineage: Eukaryota; Metazoa; Chordata; Actinopteri; Cyprinodontiformes; Poeciliidae
Product: transmembrane protease serine 9-like
Exons: 14
Coding region: 494-3172 (892 amino acids)
Biological process (GO): proteolysis
Molecular function (GO): serine-type endopeptidase activity
Source: RefSeq, a predicted model, not a curated record
ACUUUGAAAUGCCUUGUUGCUAAAGUGUGCUUAAAUAAAUGUGACUUACUGAAUUAUGAUUAAAUAUCAAAGUAAAUCAACACAAUGGAAUCUAAUGUAACCGGAUUAGAUUGGUUUAUGUUGAUUUAAUUCUUCAGUUUUUAGAAGACAGACACACCCAUAUGUUGGCAAAGUUCCUGCAUAACUUUGUCAAGAAGGACCGAUCCUUCUUGAUUUUUAUACUGGAACUUGGCACAAUAUAGAACCUGCAAUAAAUAGAAAACUGAUCUGUUUUUCACUAUAGCAUUAACAUUCAUCUGUACGUUUUAUUAAGAUAAUUUUUUCCACAAAUUGAUGCUCAUAAAAACACCCGCAUGCGACGCCGGUCCACUUCCUGCAUAUGCUGAAUACCAGGUGAGUUGUUGCUAAGCAGCUGACUCAUUGUGGGUGUCAGUAAAAAGUUGUAUGUUGGUUAUAUAAACAAGAGCAGCUCAGCUGCAGACAAUCAGCAGUGAUGGCCUUCAACAAGCUGAUCUGUGUGGCGGCUCUGCUGAUCCUGCUGGUCAAAGACUGUGACUCACAGCUCUCCGUUUGUGGUCAACCUUCCCCUUCACUCAACACCAGGAUUGUUGGAGGACAGGCAGCUCCUGCAGGCAGCUGGCCCUGGCAGGUCAGUCUGCACCGCUCCUCCAGCCACUUCUGUGGAGGAUCUCUGAUCAACAGCCAGUGGGUGCUGACUGCGGCUCACUGUGUCCGAGGGGUUAAUGGUGGGACAGUGACGGUGUAUCUGGGUCGUCAGAGUCAGCAGGGAUCCAACCCAAACGAAGUCUCUCGGACGGCAGCACAGAUCAUUUCUCAUCCCAACUAUGAUGUUCAAUCUUCCAACAACGACAUUGCCCUGCUGAGGCUCUCUGCACCAGUCACUUUCACCAGUUACAUCUCCCCCGUCUGCCUAGCCGCCGCAGGCAGCAUCUUCUCCAGCGGGGUUAACUCCUGGAUCACUGGCUGGGGCAACAUUGGGAGUGGAGUUCCUCUUCCGUCUCCUCAAAACCUGAUGGAGGUGGAGGUGCCAGUUGUGGGGAACACGCAGUGCAAGUCUAGCUAUGGGGACAGCGCCAUUACUGACAACAUGAUAUGUGCCGGGUUACUAGAGGGAGGGAAGGACUCCUGUCAGGGGGAUUCAGGCGGCCCGAUGGUGAGCAAGCAGGGGGACCGCUGGAUUCAAUCAGGAAUUGUAAGUUUUGGAGAAGGAUGUGCUCAGCCAAAUUUACCAGGAGUCUACACCAGAGUGUCCCAGUAUGAGAGCUGGAUCAACAGCCUUAUCAACACCAACCAGCCAGGCUUCAUCACCUUCACGUCCAAUGGGAUGGACGGUCGUCUCAGCGUUUCCAGUACAACCUCCAACCCUACAAUUCAUCCACCAACCACAACAACGACUCUGACAACUCCCACCUUCACCCCAUUAAUAAACAUAUCUGAAGUUUGUGGUCAACCUUCACUCAACACCAGGAUUGUUGGAGGACAGGCAGCUCCUGCAGGCAGCUGGCCCUGGCAGGUCAGUCUGCACCGCUCCUCCAGCCACUUCUGUGGAGGAUCUCUGAUCAACAACCAGUGGGUGCUGACUGCGGCUCACUGUGUCCCAGGGCUUGAUGCGAUCCCAUCUCUUGUGACGGUGUAUCUGGGUCGUCAGAGUCAGGAGGGAUCCAACCCAAACGAAGUUAUUCGGAAAGUAGCACAGAUCAUUUCUCACCCUAACUACAGUUCUGUCAACAACGACAUUGCCCUGCUGAGGCUCUCUGAACCAGUGAACUUCACCAGUUACAUCUCCCCCGUCUGCCUGGCGGAUUCAAACAGCUCCUUCUACAGCGGGGAUCCAUCCUGGGUUACUGGCUGGGGCAACACCGGAUUGUUUGAGUCACUUCCUUCCCCAGGAAACCUUUUGGAAGUUGAGACAGAUAUUGUGGGAAAUGGUCAAUGCAGUUGUGAUUACAGUGAAAUAUUAGGAGACCAGAUUACUGACAACAUGAUAUGUGCUGGGUUUCGUGAAGGAGGGAAGGGACCAUGUUUUGGAGAUUCUGGAGGUCCACUAGUGACCAAGCAGGGUGAUCGAUGGAUUCAGGCUGGAAUUGUGAGUUUUGGUGUUGGUUGUGCUGAGCCAAAUUUCCCAGCAGUCUAUGCAAGAGUGUCCCAGUACAAUGACUGGAUCAACAGUCACAUCACUAGAAACCAGCCGGGCUUCAUCAGAUUCACGUCCAACGGGACGGACAGUGACUUAACCGUUUCCUGUACAACCUUCAACCCUACUAUUCAUCCACAAAUCACAACUACUGAACCUCAGCGUGUGGUCUGUGGACAGGCCCCACUGGCUUCCAGGAUUUCGGGUGGAGUUUCUGUGGCGUCGGCCGGUGCCUGGCCGUGGAUGGCCAGCUUACUGAAGAACGGCCAGCACGUGUGUGGAGGGACGCUGGUGUCUGAGAAGGACGUGCUGACCAACGCCAACUGCUUCUCAGGCCCCCCUAAUGCCUCUGAGUGGACGGUGGUGUUGGGUCGGCUAAAUCAGAACGGCGUGAACCAGUUUGAGGAAUCGUUUGAUGUGGUAAAUAUCAGCAUGAGCAACCUGACGGGAACCAACAUCGCAGUGCUGACGCUGUCGUCGUCCCCCACCCUGAACAAAUACAUUUGGCCGAUCUGCCUGGACAACGGAAGAACAUUCCCAGAGGGAGCCGCAUGCUGGGCCGCCGGCUGGAGCCCUGGAGCAGGAGGAGAGGAACCUUUGCAGCAGUUCCAGACAAAAGUGCUAAAUUGUGGGGAUGCAUCAGCAGCAGACAGCAUGUGCACAGAAGACUUUACUCUGGGACAGGGCGACUCUGGUGGUCCGCUCAUGUGUAAGCAGGACGGCUCCUGGUUCCAGGCAGUGGUGCUUUCAUAUAAUAAUACCUCCAACAGAAGGAAACGGGCCAGCAUGAAGGUCUUUGAAAAACUGAGCCGUUUUCAGGCUUUCCUGACCAAGACACUGGGACCGUUCUUAUCUCCAGCAACCGUCAUCACCGCCGUCACCACCAACAUCACAAAUACCACAAAUGCCACAACCCCCAACCCCAUGACAACCAGUGGGGUGAUAAUGCCUCACUUCCCCUCCGUCCUCUUAGGCCAUCUUCUCCUCUUAACUUUAUGCCUCCAACUCUUCACAUAAGCAGCAUUUAUACUGUCUGAUUUACAAGAUAUGACACAGAUCAAGCAGGUGAUGGUGUUUUAAUUUUAGCCCAAAAUGCUCCCUGGUACUUUACAGCUUGUUUCUGGUUUUGGUUAUUCAAUGCAGAUCUAAAGGAUCAGAAGCGUUUGGCAGCGACUUUCAGGCUGAAAACAUUUUUCUUUUCAUCCACAGAAGAAACUAAAAACAUAAAGCAAAAAUAGUUCAAAGGCUAAACCUGACAUGGUUGUAAAAUCAACCUUGAAAAAUCCAAACAAAUGUAUCAGAUCUAUAAAGAUUAACCAACAGAAAUGUACUCAAAAAAGGCUCAAUUUAAUCAUAUCCAGUUUUCCUGAAGUUUUAUCUUUACCAGAUUACUGUUAUAUAUUGUAAACAUGACUUGUUUCUGUUUCUUUAUUAAAACAAAUAAUUUUAUGAUAUUAUGCACACUGCUAUGAUGCUAAUAAAAAAAAAUAGAUUUUGAUUUAUAACAAAUACAGUUUCAAGAAACAUUAUAAAACCAAACAAUAAAUUUUUAUCUUCAUUUUAGAAAAUAAAAAAUAAGGUGUGGAGAACGAUUCAAGCAGAACGCCUUUUUGUUAUAUUAAAAAUACACUUUCAAUAUAUAUAUUAGUAAUGCAUU